AUCAAGAGUGUUGCUUUUUAAAACUCCACGCAGGAGAAAUCCGUCUGCAGGGUUCUCAAUGGCAAGCACGAACAAUUCAUUUUCUCGAGCCCUAAUCCCCAUCUUCAAAGGCGAAAAAUAUCAACUUUGGAGUCUUAAAAUAAAGACCUUGUUCAAAUCUCAAGAACUCUGGGACAUUGUUGAGAGUGGAUUUGAAGAUUCAACUCCUGCACCGGCGGAAUCCAGUCAAUAAUUGAGGGAAAAUCGAAAAAAAAAUGCUAAGGCGCUGCUGCUCAUUCAAUCGGCUUUGGAAGAUGAUGUAUUUUCCAGAAUUUUGGCAGCCACGUCUUCCCAAGAGGCAUCGGGGAUUUUGAAGAAGGAGUACAUGGGUGGAAAACAGCUAGCACAUGAAUCUAGAAUUACCAGGCCUCUUGAUAAAGUUGAAGAGAAGGCCUUUCAAAUAAAGGGGAGUCUUCUAUUGAACCAAAGAAGGACAAUAAUUUUGAAGGUCGUGGUCGAAGACGGAGCAGGCAUAAUUUUUGUGGUUGAGGAAGAGGCUGAACUGAUGGUUAUGGUAGGGGAAAUUUUGGAGAUCAACGUAACUAUAAAAGUAGUAAUAUUCAGUGUUAUUACUGCAAAAAAUUUGUCCAAAAAGAAGUUGAUUGUUGGGCCAAAGAAAAAACAGAAAAGCAAGCCAAUUUUACUGAAAAAGUGCAUGAGGAGAGUAAGUUGUUUAUGAUUCAUUCAGCACCUAUUAACAAUGUCAAUAAUAUUUGGUUUGUUGAUAGUGGUUGCUCGAAUCAUCUGUCAAGUUCCAAGUCUCUAUUUCGUAAUCUUGAUGAGACGCAGAAAAGUGAAGUGCGACUUGGAAAUAACAAGCAAGUUCAAGUUGACGGGCGAGGUACAGUUACUAUUAAAUCUUUGCAAGGUGACACUAAGCUUAUUCAUGAUGUCCAGUAUGUGCCUAAUUUAUCUCAUAAUCUUUUAAGUGUUGGACAACUAAUGAAAAAUGGUU
Andrographis paniculata is the source of this 994-nucleotide messenger RNA. RefSeq lists its product as uncharacterized. Bases 365 to 718 code for a protein of 117 amino acids. The record is from RefSeq and is a predicted model, not a curated record. NCBI's taxonomy places the organism in Eukaryota, Viridiplantae, Streptophyta, Magnoliopsida, Lamiales, Acanthaceae. The transcript is spliced from 2 exons.